AUACAAAGAACCGGGUGUCGUGUGAUCAACAGCGCUCAACUGCGAAGGAUAAGAUCUUCAUCUGUUAUGGCUUCAAACGAACAAGUAAGACGACGACUUUAUCCAUUGUUCCUCGGUUGUUAUGUAGUCGUGUGUACGUGUAUUCAAUUUCUGCAUCUAUUUGUUGUCGCUCUUGCUCUAGCUCUUGCCGUGGAGCUACAUUUUUGUCUCUAACUUUGAAGGUCAAGUAGGCAGAGACAGUGCCAAAACAACUAGGUUCUCUUUCACUUUUUUGCGAGAACAACAGACCGCGACUGGUUCUCGGCCACCGCAGCUAGCUUGUCCUUACAACUAUUCCUCCAUUCCAACUAAUAUCACAUAUAACAUUCUAACUCGAACCGUGAGAGGUUAGUACCUAUCACAUCAAUCCACACCUACUACAUUCUUGAUCCAGUCGUAGUCGCCUGCCAGGAUGACGAACACAAGGACGGCUAGCACUCCGCCCUCCCCCGAUGUUUCGGCGCACUCCGCGGGAGAGCAGGAGGUCAAGUUUUGGGAUAGUUUGAAGAUCGUGGAUUUCCAGGCGGCCAACGCGCCCGCAGUCUUUGCGCAGUCGCUGAAAGACACCGGAUUCGCGGUGCUGACCAAUCAUAUCGUGGACGAAAAACUUAUUCAGGAGGUGUACCAAGAAUGGCGCGAUUUUCUGACGUACCUGGACGAAAACCAAGAAAAAUUGUGCGCCGAGGAGGACCUUGAGCAGGAGUUUUCGACCACCUCUACCGACCCGGAUUGCAACGCGGAUGAAAGCGAGGAGGAUGGAAAUGAAAUCGUGGAUGACACUACCCCGAAGGAGCAAAUAAACCAAAAGCAAGCAGAAAUGUUUUCCCUCGAGAAAAACGGAAAAAGCAAGAGCAAGAGCCCGCUUCCGUACAUGCGGAAUUUGAAGACCCAGGACGGCUACUUUCCGGUGAAGCACGCUGAGUCCGCGAAAGGUCAGACCGUGCGGGACAUCAAACACUACUACCAAUGCUACUUCCCGUGGGGCCGCUACCCGAAAGAGGUGUCAUUGCGGGCGCAGAAACUCUUUCGCCAGAUGAUCCAGCUAGGUACGGAAGUUCUUUUGGUUCUUGUGGAUGGAGAUGGUCAAUGUUGAUAAAUGUCAAACAUGUCUGCGUCAGCACGUCAUAGUUUGUAAAAAUCGCACCUGUGACGAUGCCUGCGGGGGCGCACGCGCAUCCAUCUAUUGUUACCACGCCUAUAUUAGAAGUUGAUAAGAAAAUUUACUUAAAUUUUUCACAACACCCAGGGCGCAUUUUGCUGCAGUGGAUUGACGAGCAUAUGGAUCCAGAGGUCCGUGCGCGCUUACCGGGGAAACUUACGGACUGCCUGUCUGAGGAGCAGACGAUGCUGCGUGUCUUGCACUACCCCGCAUACAAAAGCAAGGACUUUGCGCCCGGCGCCGUGCGCGCCGCCGCGCACGAAGACAUCAACCUGAUCACUGUGCUUCCGGCCGGCUCGGCACGCGGGCUGCAGGUGCAGAGCAACCAGAGUGGGGAAUGGUAUCGUGGCUUCAGUUCGAUUGUAAGCCGUUGACCAUUUUUUUGCUUCUGCAGCACGUUCACUCUCUCUCGAGUCGAACUUUUUUCAAAUUCUAUGAUCUGUUUCAUCAUCUGUGCACAUUUAUAUCGCCGGCAUUCUCAAUACAAUUCGUUGUUCUGAAAACACAACAGGUAUGAAGUUCCCUGUGUCCCCGGGUCGAUUGUGAUCAACAUUGGCGACAUGCUGCAGGAGAUGACAAACCGGGAAUACAUCGCAACCACGCACCGCGUCUUGAAGAUGGAAGAGGGCGAACGGAUGUCAACGCCGUGCUUCAUCCACGCUACGAAGGAUACGUACCUCUCCGAGCGGUACAAAACUGCGGGAGACUUUUUGAUGGAGCGUUUGCGGGAACUGGGAGUUGCAUAAACCUUCACAGGAAACAAGCUUUUACCCCCCAAUGCCAACGCGAAGGAGCCCGAGAUGUCGACCAUCAAGGGUGCUCUUCGUGACUGUCUUCGCGCAUCAUGUUUUUGUUUCAUUUUUUUCUGAGCUUUGGUCCUCGCGCUCCAGGGCCGUUUUUGAACCACCAUUCACAGUCACUUUCACGAUGUAAUCGAAAACAAAUAAUAUUCUACACAUAACGAAAGAUUUGAGCAGGACCAAGCAUUAUGAUGAUGGAUUUCCAGAUGAGGCAGCCCAUGCCACGAAAUUAUUCUGUGAGCUCCAGCAGUAUGUGUAUGCUGUCCUUGAAUCGAUAGAGGAACCCUCUAUCAUAGAGGAACCCUUUAUCUUCAAGAGCAUUGGUCUAGGUUCGAGAAGAACAGCGAUACAAAAUAUUUCACGAUCCAGGCCCGAUAGCGAUACAGCAAGAGGCUUUUCCGCAAGUAAUGUGUCUGUCCGUCAGAGUGUCAAAAGAAAAGGAAAUCGCUGGAUUGACCUCUAUGGGGUUGCUGACUCAUCAUCAUCAUCACUCACCGCGUCGCGGGGCCCAAGAAGCAAUAU
Molecule: messenger RNA, 2520 nt
Organism: Amoebophrya sp. A120
Lineage: Eukaryota; Dinophyceae; Syndiniales; Amoebophryaceae
Source: the annotation of a GenBank genome assembly